UCGCAGUUCGCUAUGACACAAUGAACUUUGAUCCAGAGCCGGGCGUGAAUCUACUAUAGUAGGAGCAGUAUACAGACCCCUGCUCCUUCGACCCCAAACGUAGUUCCCUGCUGUCGGAGUUGCUGAUGCUGCACAAGGACUGAAUUUCAGCCGAGUAACAGAGAGAGGGAUAGAAAGUGCCAGAAAGCGAGAGAGGGCCUGCUGCAGCGAUGGAGGACUUCUGGCUGGUGGCCUUCUGGUUGGUGAAGGUGUGGUGGUGCCUCGUCCUGGCUCUCAUCAUGGUCCCGGCCAUGUUCGGCUUCUCCCUGGGCAUCUCUGAGACCUACAUGGACAUCCUCAUCAAAAUGCUGGAGUGGGCCACUCUGAGACUACAGAAGGAGAACAGGGAGCAACAGAUGAUCCAGGCAUCGCCAUCCAGCAGUUUGAUCCAGAGACAUAAUGGUUCCAUGGAGAAGGAACUGGGGGAGUUGAGACUCAGUCGCCCCAAAUCAACACUAGGGGGCGACUUCACCCUGAGCGACUGUUUCUACUUCGGGCGUCGAGGGAUCGAAAGCAUUGUUGAAGAUGAGGUGACCCAGCGCUUCACCUCGGAGGAGCUGGUGUCGUGGAACUUGCUGACGCGGACCAACAUUGACUUCCACUACAUCAGCCUGAAACUGACUGUGGUCUGGGGCCUGGGGGUGUUCAUCCGAUACUGCAUCCUCGCCCCUCUCAGGAUCACGCUGGCGACCAUCGGUCUAACAUGGCUGGUGAUCGGUACCUCUACUGUGGGUCUGAUGCCAAACUGCAGACUAAAGUUCUUCCUGAGUGAGUGGGCUCAUAUAAUGUGCUACAGGAUCUGUGCCAGAGGUUUGUCAGCCACUAUCCACUACCACAACAAAGAAAACCGCCCCAAAAAGGGAGGAAUCUGUGUAGCCAAUCAUACGUCACCGAUCGACAUCGUCAUCCUCUGUAACGACGGUUGCUAUGCCAUGGUGGGUCAGGUUCAUGGAGGUCUCAUCGGCGUGUUGCAGCGAGCCAUGGUGCGCUCCUGCCCUCACAUCUGGUUUGAGAGAGCCGAGAUGAAAGAUCGCCACCUAGUGUCCAAGAGGCUGAAGGACCACGUCAACGACAAGACCAAGCUGCCCAUCCUGAUCUUCCCAGAGGGAACCUGUGUCAACAACACGUCAGUCAUGAUGUUUAAAAAAGGGAGCUUUGAAAUCGGUGGAACCAUUUAUCCUGUGGCUAUCAAGUACGACCUACAGUUUGGUGAUGCAUUCUGGAACAGCAGUAAGUACAACAUGAUCAGCUAUCUGCUGCGGAUGAUGACCAGCUGGGCCAUCGUCUGCAACGUUUGGUACCUGCCUGCCAUGCACCAACAGGAGGGGGAAGAUGCUGUGCAGUUUGCCAACAGAGUGAAGUCUGCCAUCGCUCACAAGGGAGGCCUGGUGGACCUGUCCUGGGAUGGAGGACUAAAGAGGGCCAAGGUGAAGGACACGUUUAAGGAGGAGCAGCAGAAGCAGUACUGUAACAUGGUGCUGGGAUCAGAAGACAGCAGCAGCGACUGACACACACACGCACUCUAUCACCUCUCCUUUCUGUGUGGAAGUGGCCGACCAUUCUGUUGGAUCCAAAACGACAGGAAAUGACAUCCCACUUUUAAGGGAAAUGACAUCACGCUGUGCGGACAAGUGCAGCUAAUCUUGACGAGAGGCGGAGCCACCAGAAGAGGACGUGUGUUUGGCUCAUAAAGCACUGCAUUAAUUCAGCGAAUGACUGGAUGUCUCAGGGUGUUAUCAGACGAUGGAUAUCAAAUCUGUAAUUACGUUUGUCUCAGUUUGAUGAGAAAGAUCCAAUGUUUACCAUGUUUUUUGUUGUUGUUGAUCAUGUGCUGCUACUGACCAUUCACAGUUUCUCCUGAUCAGUCUGAUCAGCCCGCUAAUUGUCUUG
Messenger RNA from Osmerus eperlanus (European smelt), 1929 nucleotides. It is a transcript of the gene agpat9l, whose product is annotated as 1-acylglycerol-3-phosphate O-acyltransferase 9, like. Gene Ontology annotation, molecular function: glycerol-3-phosphate O-acyltransferase activity. The record is from RefSeq and is a predicted model, not a curated record. Gene Ontology annotation, cellular component: endoplasmic reticulum. Bases 210 to 1547 code for a protein of 445 amino acids. Gene Ontology annotation, biological process: triglyceride biosynthetic process. The transcript is spliced from 14 exons. NCBI's taxonomy places the organism in Eukaryota, Metazoa, Chordata, Actinopteri, Osmeriformes, Osmeridae.